Trypanosoma rangeli is the source of this 723-nucleotide messenger RNA. RefSeq lists its product as uncharacterized. NCBI's taxonomy places the organism in Eukaryota, Euglenozoa, Kinetoplastea, Trypanosomatida, Trypanosomatidae. The transcript has a single exon. The record is from RefSeq and is a predicted model, not a curated record. The coding region runs from base 1 to 723 and encodes 240 amino acids.
AUGGAGUCUGUUCCUGCCGGCGCGGGGCUGAGGCCGCGCAGCUGCGGAGCGGCAAGCACAGCUCGGCACACCUCGGCCUCAAGGAGCAAUGCAGCGCCACCCCGCCAACGCAUUUUGCACCGUGCGGGGUCUGAAUUGUCGCGGGCGCCCUCUGCCUCCUCACCGGCCUGCGCACAGGUUUUCUCACAGUGCUCGCCCCGGCGCGGGGCCGUGUUGCUAAGUUUGCGGCGGCGAGGAAGGCCGCGACCGUGCAGAGCCCGCGGAUCCACGGGGUACCGGCGCGGUCACGUAGGCCCGACACCCCGUCCGGGCGCGUCGGCCCAGGCCAGCUGCCCACUGCCUCACCACAACGGUCGAAUGAGCGGUCGUGCACAUGAGUUCCACCCGUCUCGCACAAGACGAAGAAGCCGCAUUGGCUCUUUUGUGAGCGGGGGUUUCGCGCGGAUGCGGGCGGCUGCUACGCGCUCUUUGGCUUGUCACCGCGACGCUACGCACCGGUGGGGUGCUCGGAGCCACCGCCUUUGGCGCGGACUCGAGCCGGAGACCGCACGCCGGCUGGCUGCUGCGCCUUCCCAGCCAAGGACAUUCCCCGGCGGCCUCUUGCUGGGUGUUGUGGGUGCGGGGUUUCGGCGAGGAAAGGACCUUUGCCUGCGUACGAGCAUACCACCGGUCGAAGGAAGAAACGCAGGCCCCGAGGCGAAGGGCGGAACGCUCCCAUUGUGA